AAUUGAGCACGCGCUUGUUCAGUGUUAAUGAAUCCCUCAGCAAUACAUGAACUAUUAACAGCGAAUUAUAGUAAAAACUUCUGAGUUUACUUCUGAGUUUGCUGACAGAAGAACAUAAGUGAUGGAUGUAGACCUGAAAUGUUCCGCUUUAUUUAUUUAUUUGUUUAAUUUGGACGUUGGGUAAAGCAGAAUCCCAUGUUUGUGGUCACUCUCGGUGUGUCCACUAGGUGGCAGUAGGAACUAUUUCGUGGUGGAAUGGUACAGAAGAAGAAGAAGAAGAAGUGCAGUCAAAACGUGAAUUCUUCAUCAACACAAACCACUCGCUUGGGAGUCAUGAGCUGCCUGUGGAUGGGUAAUGUUGAUCCCUACAUGGAUGAAAAAUUUGUCUCCAGGGCUUUUGCCACCAUGGGAGAGCUUGUGGUCAGUGUAAAAAUUGUUCGAAACAAAGCAAACAAGUCUGCUGUUGGGUAUUGCUUUGUGGAGUUGGCGGAUGAAGCUACAGCAGAGAGAUGCCUCCGUAAAGUCAACGGGAAACUUCUACCACGAUCCAUGCCGCCCAGAAGAUUCAAGUUAAAGAUGGCUGGGAAUACUGGGAAGCCAGGAGAUAACAGAAACGACAGUGGGUAUUUUGAUCUCACCUGCUCUCAGCCAUACACAUGUGACAACAACCAGUACUAUGAUUUCAACUGCUCUCAGCCGUACACAUGUGACCACAACCAGUACUAUCAGCAGUGCCCUAACUACUACUCAAACUGGGGAUAUGAUCAGAGUGCGAGCAGCAGUUCAUAUAACUGCUAUAAUCAGGCUUAUGAAGACACAAGUGAAGAUGAUGGGCUUGAAGACCCCAGUUUAAGCUUGGAUGUGGGAGAAGCAAACAGACAGUUCAUGAUGGACAGUGAGGAGCUCUAUGAUGCCCUUAUAGACUGCCAUUGGCCUGCUUUUGAAUUUCCUGACUCUCCUGAAUACCCUCCUGAAUACUCAUAGCUUGAGUAGACAGACUCCAUAUCCUCUGGUGUGACAGAGGACUAACGUGGUCCCUUCAGAAGAUCCUGUGUGAAGGUGUGAGGAUGAAGCUGUUUUAUGCCAUCUUCUCCAGUGUCCUGAGAAAUGGGAGUGAGUUUAAACAACAGAUAUCUGAAACAUGAGGAUAUAACAUGGACUUUUAUGCAGUGCUUGAAAGGAUGCAAUCCACAGAAGCUGUUCCGUUUCCUUUUCUUUCUGGUUCUUUUCAUUUUUUUUUUUUAAUGGACAAGCUGCACAGCUUGGUUACUCUAAAUUAUUUUAUGUCUUUUCUUUGCUAUGAAUCAAUCUCCUGAUACUCCUGAUUUUGGUAUGGGGGCAGGUGCAUUAUUAACUGCUGGCCAUGUUAAAGGGUAUUUCAUACUGAAAUUGAUGUUUGUCAGAUCAGAUGAUGUGUUUGCCCCAAGUGUCUUUUGCACUGUUGCCAUUAUUAUCAUUAUUGUAAACAGUAAGAAUCUUUUGAGGUUAUGCAGCAGUCUAAUUUUACACACGCACACCAUUGUGCUCAUUGAUAUAGAACUUGUUGAUAUUUCUGCACUGUUUGUGUUCCUAUGGAAAAUAUGUCAAAAGAAUGGUUUCUUGCUUUUUGUAAGGAAUAUAUUUUCAUCAUUGUAAUGAACACUGCUGUGUCUCUGUUGUUGCAACUAAUUGUUUCCAGAGCCUUCACUUUUUCCAUCCAUCCUCCUCUGCUAUAAAUCAUCACUUACAUUUAUUCCUCACGGUUAAUUUACUACACUUGAUUAACCUGCAACAAGAUAAUUUAUCAUUACUAUGAUAUGAACUGAAGACAGUGUUUUUUGCAUCAAACACAUUGCCAUAAUCUAUUCUCAAGUCGUAAUACUUGCUUUGAAACCUACAUCUGUACAUGUAUCCCUUGUCAUAGGUAAGAGUAUUCUAUGGGCUUGUUACUGAGAUUUUUUCUAAGCAGAAGUGGGUAAGUUUGAGGUGUUGCUACUUCCAGCUACAACAUUUGUCUUCAGAUCCUCUUACUUGUGUUGCCAAUGAAUUUAUUUUAGAUAUACUGACUUGUUAAAGAGAAAAAAUUCCAAAGUGGAGUUUGUAAUAAAU
Pangasianodon hypophthalmus (striped catfish) is the source of this 2088-nucleotide messenger RNA. Its product is annotated as tRNA selenocysteine 1-associated protein 1. Gene Ontology annotation, molecular function: tRNA binding. Bases 256 to 984 code for a protein of 242 amino acids. The record is from RefSeq and is a predicted model, not a curated record. Gene Ontology annotation, biological process: selenocysteine incorporation. Gene Ontology annotation, cellular component: nucleus. The transcript has 7 exons. Lineage: Eukaryota; Metazoa; Chordata; Actinopteri; Siluriformes; Pangasiidae.